Electrophorus electricus (electric eel) is the source of this 2701-nucleotide messenger RNA. It is a transcript of the gene ccdc106a, whose product is annotated as coiled-coil domain containing 106a. NCBI's taxonomy places the organism in Eukaryota, Metazoa, Chordata, Actinopteri, Gymnotiformes, Gymnotidae. Gene Ontology annotation, cellular component: nucleoplasm. The record is from RefSeq and is a predicted model, not a curated record.
CACGUAUGUGCGGAAGUACGUCAUUUUCGGGGGGUCAUGAUAGAAUAGUGGAAAGACAUUUAAUUGUUAUUGUUAGCUGGGAAUCUUUUAGCAAAUGCAUAGACGUAUAGAAGCGCAUUCACUAAGCUUUUCUAGCUAAUGCUCAAGGGAAGAAAUUUAAGGACCACGGAACGCUAAAAUUGGGAUUCUCCUUUGAUGAAACCUUCUCUUUAUUAAAAACUUAUCCCGAAACACGAGAUUAAAGCAAACAGAAAUAUGAACGAUGCAGAAACAGCCACUGGGAAGCAUGGAAGUUCGCAAGAGUUGCAAACACCAAAAAACGAGGAUGCAUAUGAAAUCUCCAUUCCCUUUGAGGAGAACAAUUUUGAGCAGCAGGGCGGCUUCUAUAACCAGAAUGAACAGAGCUUUGAAGGUAAUGAUCCUCCUGCUCCGGCAAGCUCAUACCUGCUGAUCACAAACCUGCGCACACAACUGCAGAUCUCCCUGGAAAAGAACUCCUGGUUGCAGAAACGCAUUGAAGACUUGGAGGAGGAGAGAGACUUUCUGCGCUGCCAACUCGACCGCUUCAUAUUCUCUACCAAGAGUCAGGAGAGCAACGGUAAUGAUUCCCACAGUUUUUCGUGGAGGAGGCGACGAGAGAAUGAACGUGAUCAGCAAGCAGAGGUCCAGCGUUCAGCCAACCGUCAGUCAUUCCAACAGAGGCCUGCCCAGCAACCACCAACCAAUGCUAAGGUCAUGAGCAGUGGCUCUGGACCAGUCAGUGCUCAGAUGAGUUCCAUGUUUGGUCCCUCCCAUUCCCAGCCCCUCCUACAGGGUCAUGGUGGUGGAAGCAGUAGUAGCAGUGGUAACAACAGAUCAAUGAAUGACCUGCCAGAGUCCCUUUCACUUUUGGGAGAGGAGGAGGAAGAGGAAUUUUUGGAGGACAGCUACCUGGAUGAGGAAGAAAUGAUGUCUGGGGAAGAUGUAAUGUCAGAAAAUGUGACACUGUGGAAUAUGGGUGCUUCUGGGAGACCAAGUAGUGGGCACCCUGCUCUGAAGAGGAGGAGGGUCUUCAGAAUAGCCAGAGGGAGAGAGAGACAGAGAGUGAAAGAUGCUGCUGGUGUGUUGUUCCGCUAUAAGAAGAUCCUGGUGACGUACCAGCGGCUAAAGAACAUGUCCAAGGCCUUUCAGAUCCAUGGUGUUGAUCGCAACACCGUGGCCUCCACAACCCCUAUUGCCGAGCUGAUGCUAGUGGCUCCAGAGAAGCUGGCAGAGGUGGGCGAGUUUGACCCAUCCAAAGAAAAGCUUUUGGAUUACGCCCGGCGCUGCUAUAUUGCCCUGGACCCUGACACCCUCAGCAAAGUUCAGGCACUUAAGAAGAACAGCCUGCUACUGCCAAUCUCUUAUAGGUUGAAAGGAACAGAUGGCCAGUAAUUGGAUAAGAGCAAGUGACUUCUGUUCUGCUGUAUUAUAGAAUCCCUCACUGUAUUUUAAUGCUCCCCAGCACAUAUCUCUACUCUCUUAACCGCUUCAUUCAACCAGUCAGAUCAAGUGUGCUCUGAAUCAAGCCUGCUGCCACAGCAUACUGUAUUACCUCUGUUCUUCACCACUGCGCACUCACAUUGCGCUAAAAGAGCUGGGCUUCCUCAAGAAGGCUUACCGGAUGGCCAAGACAUUGGUAAAGACACUUAUAUCUGAGUCUAUGUGCUCUGCGUAUUUUGAAAACUUUAGUUUUUGACAUCAGCUCUUCAAGAUGUAUAGCUAGCUCUAUGACGUCACGUGUUGUUCUGAAGUACUGUAUCAGGGGUUCUCCAUUUCAGAAGGUGUGUGCGUGUGUGUGCAUGUUGGUUGUGCAUUUCACUCAGCACUUACCUGACAGAUGAACUGUGCAUUUCUUACAUGAUGAGUGUUGUGUGAAGUGUGCUGAAGACCACUAUGUACACAGUCCCAUGCUCUCUGUUUGACACUGUGCUAAACUAGACCAACGUGGGUCUCCAUUUGUUUAGGCUUGUAAAGCCUCUUCAGUGCUGAGUAAUGGCUGUGUUAGUGCAUGUAAAUCUUUAAAUCAUGUCACAUCUUUUAUUACACAACACUGGAUACUGAACAUGUCAAAGUGAAUAGUGGGAAUCCAGUUAGUAACAGAAAUUAUGCCUAAGCAGCCAGUAAUAACUGAUACAACUGUAGAAUACCAUAGUGUUUGUGUGCACGUGUGUUGAUGUGCGUGUGUGCACGUGUGAAUGCACAUGUGCGUACAUGGGUGCGUGUACUUGCGUGCAAAAAUCAUGAAUCCUUACUCAGAAAAUGUCUCCAAGAGAUACAGUGGCUGUGACUGUAUGUAGGUGUGCGUGACUGUAGAACAGAAAAAUCAUGGUUACUCUGACUUCAUCCCAAUUGUCAGAGUGUGUUUGAUUGUACCACUGUCAUUCUGAUGUCCAUUCCCAUUGAUUACGGGUUGGGGCUGUUGUACAUUUCAGUUUUGUCUCAGGAACCAAUUAUUUUUUAAGUUUUAAUACAGUCUAGUUUAUCUUGUAACUCUGUGAAGGUUGAUGGGUGUGAUGUUAAUUUAUUUUUUUUUUUUCUGCCCCAUGCUUACUAUCUUACUGUGGGUUGAGAAUAAUAAGGAACCAAUUUGUCCAAUUUGUCAUGUCAAAAGAGAAAUUAGUGAUGUCCUGUUGAUUCGUCAGACUAUAAAUGACACUAAAGUGACUGAUUUCCUACUGAA